Messenger RNA from Labrus mixtus (cuckoo wrasse), 6925 nucleotides. It is a transcript of the gene calcrla, whose product is annotated as calcitonin receptor-like a. Bases 252 to 1688 code for a protein of 478 amino acids. The record is from RefSeq and is a predicted model, not a curated record. The transcript is spliced from 13 exons. Gene Ontology annotation, molecular function: adrenomedullin receptor activity; calcitonin gene-related peptide receptor activity; calcitonin receptor activity. Gene Ontology annotation, cellular component: plasma membrane. Gene Ontology annotation, biological process: angiogenesis; adenylate cyclase-activating G protein-coupled receptor signaling pathway; cell surface receptor signaling pathway. Lineage: Eukaryota; Metazoa; Chordata; Actinopteri; Labriformes; Labridae.
AGGUCCUCAGCUGGAGCUCGCGCUGUGAUGUAACAGGAAGUAGUGGGUUGCCUUCCAACGUCAACCUGACAGCCGCUUCAGCUGCGCUCAUUCAGCGCCGGAGACCCGCCGUGUUCGCUGCCCUGUGCCGAAGCCGAAGACUCAACACACUUUGGGGAUUGCCUUGAGACUUUACUCCCGCUCAAAGCUCCGCGCUGCUGGUGGAUUUUAUUCUCUGAUCUGCUGUUGGUGGAUGAUCAAGCUGCUUGGAUAUGGCCAAAAGGAAGAUGGAGAGCAUCGGACGGAGCUGGAUGGUGGUGCUUGUACUGCUGUGUAAUCUGACAAAGAUCUUUGUGAAGGCAAGCAUGGACGCAAAUGAAACCCAACAGCAGCAUCCCACCAACGUGUAUCAUGACAUGGGACUCACCAGGAACAGGAUAGUGACAGCUCAGUUUGAGUGCUAUCAGAAGAUUAUGAAAGACAAUACCAACAGCAGAGAAGAGGCUAUGUGUAAUCGCACUUGGGAUGGCUGGCUGUGUUGGGAUGACACCAGGUCGGGUUUUACGUCAGAGCAGCACUGCCCGGACUACUUUCAGGAUUUUGAUCCUUCAGAGAUGGUGACAAAGAUUUGCUCUGACAACGGUCACUGGUUUCUGCAUCCAGAGAGCAACCGGACUUGGACCAACUACACUCGCUGCAAUGAACACACUAAUGAAGGCAGAGUGACUGCGAUGAAUCUUUUCUACUUGGCUCUCAUAGGACAUGGACUGUCUCUAACAUCUCUCUUAGUCUCACUGGGAAUAUUCUUCCAUUUCAAGAGUUUAAGUUGCCAAAGGAUCACGCUUCACAAAAACCUCUUCUUUUCUUUCGUUCUGAACUCUGUGAUCACCAUUAUUUGGUUGACAGCCGUGGCAAACAACACGGAGCUGGUGCAGAGGAACCCAACCAGCUGUAAAGUGUCCCAGUUCAUCCAUCUGUACCUGUUUGGUUGUAAUUACUUCUGGAUGCUGUGUGAGGGAAUAUACCUGCACACCCUCAUCGUGGUGGCUGUGUUUGCAGAGAAGCAGCACCUGAUGUGGUACUAUCUCUUAGGCUGGGGCUUUCCUCUAAUUCCGGCUUCCAUUCAUGCCAUCGCGAGGAGCUACUACUACAACGACAACUGUUGGAUAAGCGCCAAAACAUCUCUACUCUACAUCAUCCAUGGUCCCAUCUGUGCUGCACUUCUGGUCAAUUUGUUUUUCCUGCUAAACAUUGUGCGAGUGCUCAUCACCAAGCUGAAGGUGACCCACCAAGCAGAGUCCAGUCUCUACAUGAAGGCUGUGAGAGCCACCCUCAUCCUGGUGCCCCUGCUGGGAAUCCAGUAUGUCCUGCUCCCCUACAAGCCGGAGGGACGGGUCUCCUCGGAAAUCUAUGACUACAUCAUGCACAUACUGAUGCAUUACCAGGGUCUGCUGGUGGCCACCAUCUUCUGCUUUUUCAAUGGAGAGGUGCAAGCAGUGCUGAGGAGACACUGGAACCAGUAUAACAUCCAGUUUGGCAGCAGCAUAGGAAACCACUCAGACGCCAUGCGUUCAGCCUCCUACACAGCGUCCUCCAUCACAGAGGUGCAGGGCUGCUACAGCAUCGACGGCCACUCAGAACACAUGAACGGAAAGGGCUGCUUCGACACAGACACCCCCAUGUUAAAGUCAGACAGUCCCUUCGCCUGACGACCACACCCCAACCAAGAACUUUCCAAACCAUCGUCCCUUAAAGACUGCAGCAUGUUCGGACCUAUAGAUGAAUUGCCAGUGGCAGCCAUGCAGGAAAAGGAUUUUGUACCUAUGCUCUCAACCACCUGAAGGACAUUCUCACCUCUCUGUCACAUUUGGAACAUAACUGUACGGUGAGCUUGAUACAACUAUUCUUGCGCUGUGUUCGUCUACAAUUUGCAACUGAGCUGCUUGACUUGGACUGAGAUGCAUUUGGAAAACCACAAUAUAUUUCUGCCUGACGAAAUUGUUUUUUAUAUGGACGAAUAUUUACUGCUUGACUGUCUUUUUGGCGUCAUGCUGUGCACAAAAAGCCUUUGGUUACACUGUAAAUUGUUUUUACAUAUUUAGUGCCAAACUUAGACAUCCCUACCUGUCGCAUUUUUUUUUCUCAUGAUGAAUCAGAACAGAGAUUGGUCAUCUAUCUGGUGCAUUAUAUUAUAUCAGAGUUAUUUUGUAUCUUUUACAUGUAAACUUAAUUUAUCUGAACAUAUUGUUUAUCAAAUAAAUAAGUAAAUAAAUACCACACAGUAUUUAUUAAAGUUGACAUGCUACAUUUUCCAAAAGUAGUUAAUUAAUACUGAUAGGACUUAAGCUUCAUUUUUACUUCUGUGUGGAAUCUACACCGCAGCCUGACGUGCACCUCCUGAAAAAUUUAACUACGAGCCCUGUGAUUGGCUACAGGCAUAUUGUGUGUUCUCGUGUAAAUGGCUGCAGACGACGAACCAAUUUGUCAAAUCUACUUGUUGUCGUCAGUGGCUUAACAAGGUUUCAGUAGCCAUGGUUUCAUGUUCACAAACAAGCAGAGAACAUGGCCUAACUGGAAACUGGUGAUAAAAACCACCAUAGAAAUCGCACUGAACACCAACGUUUUUAGGCUGAGUGACACAGACACACCAAGGUAUGGCCGGCUUCUACGGCAACGUGGCGUUCAAUUUACAUUGGAACUCACAUCUCACAGCUGAAAAUGACGUCACACCCGAGUUAACCUCAAUCUUGCAUUAUUCCAGUUGCAAGUCGGACAAGCAACAUGGACGCCUCCAGCAGUACCUUUGUUGUGUUAGCCAAUACAUGGCUAUAACAACACACUACGUUCAUAGUUUGCACGGGAAAAUAACUUGACAACAUGUCCACAGAUAGAACUUGAACGGUACUAUCGGUGUGAUUGAUUUAAUUACACAAGAACAAGACGUUGCUAAUAAACACAAUAGUUACAGCUUAAACGUGACUUAUUGAUGCAUGUUGCAGCCAUGUUGGAUUGGGGGAGGUCCUGAUGACUUAUCAGACCGGCAACUUGGAAUUUCCAACUUCUGAGAUCAAAUGGAACGCACCAAUAGCUACGGCGUCGACUGGAAGCCAUGUUGGAUUGGGGGCGGUCCUGAUGACUUAUCAGACCGGCAACUUGGAAUUUCCAACUUUUGAGAUCAAAUGGAACGCACCAAUAGCUACGGCGUCGGCUGGACUCAGAAGAAUAAAUCAGGCUUCAAUGCCAGCGUCAUGUUAACUUUCUAUGUACUCUGUUUGUUUCAGUGUUUGUGUUGCAAUAACAGAGAUGGUUGACAGAAUCAAAGCUUUCAGCCUUCUUUUUUAUAUGAUGUUAUUUGGAUAUAUCAUCAAGGUAAUGUUUGACUGUUUUAAAGUGAUCCUUAUCCUUACUGACAUGGGCAUCCUUUGUAUUAUCACACAGAAGCCAUUGUGAAGUGAAAUACUCCAAUAGAUCUACUCAUUACACUUGAAUGUAACAGUUAAAGACUUGGAUCAGUUCAUAUAUGCAUCACAUUCCCAUUCACUCCUGUAUUUAGCCUUACUCCUCUCCUGUACUCUCAUAAAACCACUUUACAAGAACUAGCAGGCGUUCAGACAGACAACAGCGCUGUUUUACAUAUAAAGGGGUGUGUGCUGGUGUACCACUUGAAAAACCUAGAAAGCCAUAUUGGUUACUUUGAAAAUGGCUUGCGUUUGCACCUGCUGUGAAUGAAUUGCUUUGUGCUGCAAUGACAUUUCUGACAAAAAGUAAAACACAAUGAUGUCAUUUAAUUAUAAAAAAGGGUGAUUUGCAACAAACCUGCCCUAUUUGGUUUGUGUCAGUAUAGUUGUGCAACAAAACGAUUGCUGCAAAGCUAGUAUGUAGGUGGAAACUACUUAAGCAACAAUAAGCCCCCGACUGUCCAUAAGACGUGGACGUAGCCUCUUGGAUUCACAAGUGAAGCCAAUGCAGAAGAACCUUAAUCCUGCAUUAUUUCUAAUAGCCAGCAUGGGGCUUGUUUUCAGAAGGAGUUUAUGCUCUCAAUCGCCAGCCCAACAUGAAAUGGUUACAAUUUAAAAGUUUCUGUCCCAUUAAGGUUAAAAUAGAAGAUAAAGCCAAAUAUGCUACAGUACAACAGUGAUUGAAAAGUCACCACUUAGACAACAAAUGUUUUAUUACUGUUACAAAGUCUAUCUACCCCCAGAUAUCCAAACAAAGUCACUUCUGCCUCCACAAACCAAGAUGAACAGAGCCAAAGUGAAAGACUGGAGGCUCCAAAACUGCCGUCCAAAAACCAUUGAGGGACAUCACGGCUAUGUGGCUACAUCCACUUUUUAUUAUAGUGUAAGGCUGUGAGAAAACAAAGCCAGUGCAGCAGUUUUACAUGAAGUCUGAACACGUGGACAUGUGAUGAUUUCGUCAUGCAAAAACAGUAUUUGUGAAGCAUAUAGCUAAAGCAGGCUGAUAUCUACUCUUGGUCAGAAAUCGUUGCACUUAUAGUCAGCUUUCAUUUCAUCCACCUAAACACAAAACCUCUCUCCACUUCUUCUUCGUAGCUUAGAACAUUUUUAACACACAGUCCACAAUGCUGGGAACAUAAGUCACUAUCAGCUGAUGUAAAUAUAUUUUUUUAUAAAUCUAGAGUUUUUGAAAAGUGGACAAGUUGAACUUGUGAGUGUGUGUGCAUGAUUUAUAUUUACAGUAUUUAUGAGUAUGUUCUACUCUGACUUUUAAAUCGUAUGUGACACUGUGUGUGGCUGAUACAGACAUGUAUUCUACUGAUGUGUUGGAAAAAGGCAGGGGUGGGUAAUGUGUUGGGGUUGCCAAUGAAGGCCUGUAACAAGCUUCUGUGUUUGUCUGCCCAUGUUAUUUGUCACUCUGGCAACCUUUCUAGUUUGCCUGUGUUUGAAAAUCUCUUUAAGUUGUCUGUACUGCGUCACCAAUGAAGAGUAUUGUCCUUUUCCCCCCAUAAUCUAUCUGUCUUUAUUUAAAAGCAAAGCAGAGAUCCGAUAGAGGAAGUUCAUAUUUCUUCUUGUUCCUCAAGAGAUAACAACAACAAGGUUGAUGUCUCUUCCACAUGUAUUUAUUUUAUAUAUAAGAUAUGAUUAAGACAAUGAAAUAUAAGCAUUUAAAUGUCCUACCUUUCAGAGUGAAUCACAGAAGGUUUAUUUCUCCCCUGCCCAACCAGCACUAGCUGCAAACUUUCAGGGAUUAUUGAGAGGUUUGGAGUUCCAGUAUUUCAGUAUAAAAAAAACAGUUUUGAACCUGUUGAUGCAAAUUCUUAGAUACAGUCUAAAAUUGGUAUUUUUCAACCAAAUUUCAACAACUUUUUAUCUUUGCAUGAUGAUUCAAACCUGACCAACAAUAAGUGGCUUUUCCGGUUUUAGAUUAUUUAUAAAUCUCUCAAUUUCAUCUUCAGUCUGUUAAACAUUUAAGAAUGCUUUAAGGCGUUAAGGCUCGUCAUUCUUCACAGAGCAGGUACAUUGAUCUGUUUUCAAGAAACCCAUAUUCUAUUUUAACCCUUGAAAAGGAUUCUUGGCUGGCAGUGUUGGAGUGAGAGACACAGGGAUGUUUCACAUUAAACAAGAGGUCGAAUGAACUGAGGCUGCAGAUGCAUGCAUACAGUGUUUGUUUGUUUUUUGCAUCACAUCUGCAGGACAGUGUCUCCAUUCAUUCUUCUCAUAUAUGAUUGUCACACCUGUGUAUUGCAUCAAGUGAUAGACGUCAAAUGCAGCAUUAUGACGUCUCCGUAAGCCACACCACUCACCGCGCAGUGAUGCAUCAUGAACAGUAAUGACGCUACAGUCCAGUCAGCACAAGCCAGAGACGAUGACCCCGUGUAUUAACUCCAUUUAAGUUGUGUAUUUAGGUGUGAAAUAUUUUUAUGUGACUCUCCAAAGGGUUUGUGAAGUGUCAGUAACACUUUGGUGAUGUGUAUGAAACGUAUGACAAAAAGCAUUAUGGAUGAUUUCUGUAAUUUUUUUUUGUUCAUGUAGUUCUGUAAUUGACUUUUGUAGUCUUGACACAUUGACUGCACACUGCUGUCUGAAUGUAACUGGUUGUGUUUUAUUCUCUGGAUGUGUAAAAACAAACAUAUAUAUAUAUAUAUGUAGAUAUAUUUACAUAUAAUGUCUCUUUUUUAUUUUUUGACUGAAUUAGACAAUGUUGCUAUCUUGUGUGUAUCUGAAUACUAAUACAGUUUAGCACAGCACCAGCUCGUCACCUCUAGUAUUUUUAUUUUUGGCUCGAUUCUGAGAGUACUGCACAUUAAUGCACAACCCCAUGCCUUGGGGCUUUUUUCUUCUUCUUUGGACUUCAUGUAAGGUUGGAUCGGUCUAGAUCUGGGCGAUAUAGACCAAAAAUCUUUUUUUUUUUUUUUUUUUUAAGCAGAAUGGCGUUACACGAUAUAUAUCUUGAUUUCUUUUUUUUGUGUAACGAAAUAAAAUCAAAGUCGGUUCUGAGUCAAAUCCACAUAGGCCAAAUGCCACACAAGCACUUUUAUUAACAGCCAGCUGCACAACGUCAACAUUUACAUGAAAAUAACUCUCUCGCUCUCUCUCUCUCUUUCUCUCUCUCUCUCCCUCUCUCUCUCUCUCCCUCCCUCCCUCCCCCUGGUUUCUUCUCAAUCCACCAUCCUCUCUCUAAAAAAUAAAGCCAAUAAAAGCCCUAAUUUAAAUCUUUAAAACAAACUACCUCAGGACACCGAUUGCCUAGCGGUUAUGUCAUGCGCCCCAUGUAUGAAGGCUAAACUCCUUAUCGCAGCGGCCGCGGGUUCGAAUCCAACCUCGGCCCUUUUGCUGCAGCUCAUCCCCCCCUCCAAACAUUUCCUGUCUCUCUUCAGCUAGCCUACCAAUAAAGGCACUAAGAAAAUGGCCCCCAAACUUGCAAAAAUAUAUAAACUACCUGUUUGUGAAAUACAAAAUAAUAUUAAAUAAUAAUGCUCCUCGAA